Molecule: messenger RNA, 1118 nt
Organism: Drosophila biarmipes
Lineage: Eukaryota; Metazoa; Arthropoda; Insecta; Diptera; Drosophilidae
Gene: Spc25
Product: kinetochore protein Spc25
Exons: 3
Coding region: 98-760 (220 amino acids)
Source: RefSeq, a predicted model, not a curated record
CAUCUCCAACUGGAAGGGCAAAAAACAAGCGUCUGGAAAGCGAAAAGGCGCUGAAUUUUUAAAGAAUUUAAGAAAUCCGAACAAACUAAGCAAAAAUAUGGCUAUAAUUGUGCCUGAAUCGGCUUACGAAAAGCGGGUGAGGGCCAUGUACGAAAAACAAAUUCGCAUGGAGGCCCGUGAGGCGAGCGUCAUCAAGAAAGUCUCCAGAUUCAACAGCAAGUUGCUGGAUGCCAAGGAGGCAGUUGUUCGCCACCAACAGAAAGUGGGAAAGUUAGAAAGGGUUAAAAUUCAGCGCCGCGAGGAGAUGGAAAAGCGAGCCUCCUUCUUGGAGGACCUUUCCCAGAAACUGGAGGCCACCAAGCAAAGGAAUUUGGUGAAGAAGGAACAGAUAAAACGGCUGAAAAUGUUGGAAAGGCAGCGCAAAAACGAAAUCAUGGAAAGCAUUCACACGCUUUCGAAGGCGACAGGGACAUUUAUAAAUCAGCAAGCGUUGCCGGCACGUGUGAAAGGUGUCACUGUACUGCGUGAAGAUAAUGGCGACCAGUUGAUACCCUUUGAUCUGAAGGCAACCGAUGUGGAAGGACUGAACUCCCUUUGUCAGCAUCUUCAAAGCCUGAAUAUCGACGUAACCCAGUGGCGACAGCUCGUCUCGCUGGCAAUGGAAAUCUCUACGGAUUCACUUGCUUCCCCUACGCCACCCAAGGAGAGCGCUAAGUCGAAGUCCAUAAUUGAUCUCACCUCGCCGACGAGUCAGAAUUGACUUCCGAUUGGCCUGGUGAAGCCCCAUUGCCAUUAUAGCACUUCAAUAGUUGGCGACGAAGUAAUAGCAUAGUUAAUUCUAAUUGCUAUUUAAGCUUAACAGUUUAGCUGUGUUAUCCGAAGUACUGCAGUUAUUUUUAGCGUAUUAAACACAGCCUUUAAUUUUUCAAAAUCUGUCGUAAUUAAUUACCCCUUCUCUACGAUAAGGAGAAGAAAAGAUAGGAAAAAUAUUUUCUGUCAUUCUUUUACUAUUUAAAAGAAAUUAAAUAUUAUUUAGAUGUUAUUCAAAACACAAGCAGCUUUGCAUACAUGUAUAAAGUAGCUUACAACUAAAUAAAGCCACUUACAGCGAACUAUAA